Messenger RNA from Danio rerio (zebrafish), 4619 nucleotides. Lineage: Eukaryota; Metazoa; Chordata; Actinopteri; Cypriniformes; Danionidae. The record is from RefSeq and is a predicted model, not a curated record.
AUUAAAUUAGAGUCGGUGAGCUGGGAUAGGCUGGGAGUUCGCUUGGUCCAGACUGCAGGAAAUCCGACGUGGACUCUAAACCCGCAGAAACGGAGAUACAAAUAAACGAAUGACCCGUAAAUCCUCGCGGAAAACUUUUAUCAGCUUUUUAGCGCUGCGGGUCUGAACGUGAUCGUGUAUCUGCGUGUAGUCUGAGAUUAUUACAACAUGCCGCGGCGGACUGUACUAGAAGUAACUGUUCAAGACGUGCAAAAGAGAAGAAACCCCAACAAACACUAUGUUUACAUCAUCAAAGUGGCUUGGUCUGAUGGCAGCACUGAGGUCAUUUUCAGACGCUACAGUAAAUUUUUCGACCUUCAGAUGGAGCUUCUGGAUAAAUUCCCUGUGGAAGGUGGGCAGAAGGAUCCAAAACGCAGAAUCAUACCCUUUCUACCAGGAAAGAUUCUCUUCAGAAGAAGUCACAUCAGAGAUGUGGCCAUGAAACGUCUGAAGCCCAUCAAUGAGUACUGCAGGGCCCUGAUCCAGCUGCCAGUUUAUAUUUCCCAGUGCGAGGAGGUCCGUGUGUUCUUUGAGACACGUCCUGAAGACCUGAACCCACCAAAGGAGGAACCAAGUGGAAAAAAGAAAUCAGGCAUUGUGGAGCGAGCGUCUUCUUUCCUAAAGAGAGGAGGAGACUCGUCCUCUGCUGACCCGCUGCUGCUGGACCAGUAUGUGGCCGUCACCGACUACGAGAAGCAGGAGAGCUCAGAGAUCAGCCUGUAUGUGGGCCAGGUGGUGGAGGUCAUCGAGAAAAAUGAGUCCGGCUGGUGGUUCGUUAGCACAGAGGAUGCUCAAGGUUGGGUUCCAGCCACGUGCCUGGAAGCUCAAGAUGAUCCGGAUGAUUUCUCACUUCCAGCAGAAGAAGAGGAAAAGUACACUGCAAUCUAUCCAUACUCUGCACGUGAUCAAGAUGAAAUCGAUUUGGAGAGAGGCAUGACUGUUGAGGUCAUUCAGAAAAACUUGGAGGGCUGGUGGAAGAUCAGGUACCAAGGGAAAGAGGGCUGGGCCCCGGCAUCUUACUUGAAGAAGGCUGACAUUCUCAGCCAGAAGAUGGCAGCAGGUGCUCCAGUUCAUGCCAGCACUAAUGACCUAGACGUGGCUUGCAAACAACAGAACGCUAACAAGGAAAACAAGGAGAAUCAACGUGACCGAUUUUCACCGUUUUCAGACAGCAAGCGCAAAGUAGGGGCACGACAGAGGCCUCCACCACGCCGAGAUCUUACAAUACCACGAGGAGUAAACCUACCUAAACCUCCAGUGCCCCCACAAGUAGAGGAGGAGUAUUACACCAUAGCUGACUUCCAGACAACCAUCCCAGAUGGCAUUAGCUUCCAGGCAGGACUGAAAGUGGAAGUGAUCGAGAAGAACUCCAGUGGCUGGUGGUAUAUUCAGAUAGAAGAUAAAGAAGGCUGGGCUCCAGUCACAUUCAUUGAUAAAUACAAGAAGACUAGCAGUGCCUCUAGACCUAACUUCUUGGCCCCACUUCCUGGUGAGAUGGAACAGUUGAAGCUUGAAGAUACCUCAAGUAAUAGUACCAACUCUGAACAUACUUGGUCCAAACCCCUGCCUGAUGAACCUUCAUCCAACUCUGAUCUUUCCACCCGUUCCAAACUGAGAGAAUGGAAGCCCAAUGCAGCCAAAAGCAGCUCCCAUUUUUCUGGACCCUUACCCCCACCUCCAUCCUCACCCACAGCUGAAGAGAAGCCAGCUUUACCACCAAGGAGAGAAUCCAUCAACAAAAGCCUUGAAUUGGAGGACAAACCCAAAGCAGAGCUUUCUAAACCUCUCCCACCCAAACCACCAGUCCCAGGGGUCAUCGCUCCAUUGGUGACUCCAAAAGCAGCUCCUCUGAAACCAGACAAACCCCCAGAAAUGAAGAAGGAUGAUAAGAACAAGCAGCUCUUCCUCCGCAAUGAGAUGGGCUUGGAGUGUGGCCACAACAUCUCAGUCAAGGAGGUGAAAAAGUUUAACCUAAAGCAUGUGGCCAAACAGCCUCCCACCAAACCCAAACCGGAUUUACAAGAAGACAAGCCUGAAUCCCCCAACCCUGCCCCUUUCCUGAAGCCCAAACCGGUGAUCAGGCCAAAGCCUGCUCCUGCUGCCAAACCUGAGCCAGUAGCUAAGAAUGAACUGGACAUCACAAACCUUCGGAGUAAACUUCGUCCAUCUAAACCUCCAGAGCUGAACUCAAGUGAUGCCAACCAACAGAACGAUACGUCAUCCAGCAGCCCACCAAACAACAGCAGAACAAAUGAAGAGCCAAAAUGCCUCCCAAAGCAACAAAACGGCCAUGGCCCAUCCGAAACAACCAAACCACCAAAGGAGCCUCCGCAGAGGCCUUCUGUGGCACCUAGGAGACCUCCACCACCAAAGAAGAGUUCAGAACCUGCCAGUCCCACAGACACCAGAGCACCGCAGAAAGACUUGCCGGAAGCCAAACCAGCCCCCCCUCCACAGAGCAGACCCCCGCCACCCAAAACGAAAGCCUUCCCUCUGCCUGCCCCCAAAGACAAGGAGAAGGAGGAACCAAAGCCUAAAGUACCUGUCCCACCAAAGCCCCUUGUUAAACCAGACAAACCAGGGCCCCCGAGAGACAAACUCCCACCCCUGAUAAAGGAGCCAUCCAAAGAGGAGCUGUUCUUAGCCGUGGCGGACUUUGAAGGAGAUGAGCAGACCCCUGGAUUUAAAGAGGGCGCCGUUUUUGAGGUUAUGGAGAGAAAUACUAGCGGAUGGUGGUUCUGUAAAAAUGUGAGCGACGGGCCAGUGAUGGAGGGCUGGAUCCCUUCCAAUUACCUGACCAAGAAACCUUAGGUACUUGACACGGCUGCCUAGAGGAGACUUAUUUAAUUAACAUCCUUUAUUUAUGGGUACUUAUUUGAAAGGCAUUCCAUCCUUCGCAAGUCCAUAUUGAUUAUUAGUUUGCUUGCUUUCGUAACUCUUCCCUUUUUGGGAAAACCGCGUGUGCUUUCGUACGUUAGCACUGAACAUCACGUUACUUGCCCAUUCUUAUGUUAAUCAAUCCUUAUAUGUAUCGCUAAAGGUUUUAAGUGGCUAGCAAUAUAUAGAUGCCUUUUUUGCAGCCUCCAUAAUAUUAUGCCUCAGUAUAAUAUGCAAAGCGUCCUGUGUUCUUUUUUGCGUAGUAUAUGCAAACAAGUCUGAGCAGUGUAUAUCAGCAGAUCGAGUCUAGAUUCGAUUCUAUAUUACAGAUCCCUUACUAGUAGUAAGUUUGUCGCAACAUCUUUUAGUUUCAGCAAAGUAUAAAUGGUGAUCAAAUUUGGUCCGCUUUCAGGUUCUGUUUACCAAACUCUUCUAAUCGUGACGCUUAUUUAUCUAUGUUAAUUUUAAACGAAUAGGAUCGUUUUUGGUUUUAUUCUGCACUUUUAAUCAGGGCUUAAUUUGUGACGGAACACGCCAGAUCCGGAUCUGACAUCUCUGAAAUCUGAUCUUUACCGAUCCCCCUCCACAACCGCCCUCCUCCCCUGUCUGCUGUUGAGUUUCUCUUUCUUCCGUGACUCCACAACCUUCUUCACUUUCGCCCGCAACCCCCCUCCCCUCUCUUCACUUUCGUCCGCGACACCCCUCCCCCAUUGUCUCCGCUUUCACUUUCAUGUGCAACACCUCUAUAUCCUUGGGUAACAUGUCGGAUCUGUUACCCCAAUCUGUUUCUGGGAACUCGCAAUUCACAAAUUAAGCACUGCUUUUAAUAGACCGCGUAAAAACUCUGCACUGUGGAACUGAUGAGUAAAGGGAAUGUGCAUGAGGAGAAAGAGAUGCAUAAACACACAGCCUGAUGGUUUACACGAACAGUGAAACCUAUUUCUAGUCAUAUUUAAUUUGAGUUCUGGUUUUCUUGAAUAUCGUUGACUUACAAAAACAAAAGUCCUAAUUGCCCACGGUAGUGAAUAAUGGAAUACCUCAGAGCAGAAAUAUUAUGGUCAUUAUUUUUCGUCAGUAUUGCCCAAAGUAUUUUCAUACCAUUGACAAAGGUGCUUGGAUAUUUAACAAUCAUCGUCAAAUGUUUUAACACUCAUGCUUGACUGGUUUCAAGCAUACAUUUGAUAAACGUGUUUAUUGUUAACACUACAUUUGAAAAUGUGGUUAUGUUACUAAACUAUUUUGUUGUGUGUGCAUUUUUAAUUCCAUUCAUUUGUUUAUAAGAAAAAUGACAGUGUUAAACAGGUGCCCAGUCUGACUUGACAAUACUGGGAGCACCAAAAUCACGUUCACUUUGCUCUGUAGUUUUCAGCUCCUAGUUGCUCUAAAUAUGCAUCUAUGAAAUAACUCGAAUUUUCUUUUUAAGAUGUGCAAGUGCCUGGGUUAGGAAAGAAGAACAGAAGGUGUCUUUAUAGUUCGAUGUUUGCAGGACAAGAAUACUAUGAAGGAGAACUGAGAGUAAGGGGAGGUACGCUGUAAGUAUGAAACAGAACUAAUGCAAAACACUUGACUAGUUAAAAUGGAAUUAAGGCCAAGGUGACAUGGGUAACCUGUUUUUUAUUGUGAUAUUUUGUCCGUAGAAUUUCAUUGACGUUUUCUUCUUUUUUUACUUGAUGUAAAUCAAAUAAACGUUUUCAAUAUUAAAA